Durotheca rogersii is the source of this 3077-nucleotide messenger RNA. RefSeq names its product NADPH-cytochrome P450 reductase. Gene Ontology annotation, cellular component: cytosol. The transcript is spliced from 4 exons. The coding region runs from base 518 to 2596 and encodes 692 amino acids. NCBI's taxonomy places the organism in Eukaryota, Fungi, Ascomycota, Sordariomycetes, Xylariales, Xylariaceae. Gene Ontology annotation, molecular function: FMN binding; NADPH-hemoprotein reductase activity; flavin adenine dinucleotide binding. The record is from RefSeq and is a predicted model, not a curated record.
CUCAGGUAUAUAAAUAAAUAGGUACCUAUAUAAAUAAAUACACCAAAAUGCUUCCUGUACUGGACUUCCUCAAGACUCUGCCUUCGGGGUUCUUCCAGCCCACCUUAGUGCCAACUCUUACCGGCCACGCCAGCACAUAAUUUCCAAGCCGGUCUGCUUAUUCUUCUCCAUCUUUCUCCCUUUUUAUCGCGAUCGUAUGAUUGAUUCCAUCGUGCGAGUCCUGCGUUUCUAGUAUUUAUUAUCAGAGCCGCAGCCGUCUUGCGAUCCUUACGUCGUACCCGACCCAAGGAAUUCCCCGUACCUGUAAAAGCGAGCGCUAUCCGCGCUGCCCGCUCAUCCCUUUCGUCAUCCGAUAACGCACGCAGACACGUUGCAGCGUCUUCCUUACAGUGGAAGCAUCGCAAAGGAGAGGAAAGAAACGGAAGAGAAAUGAAAUUUGUGGUUCUGCUUACAUGAUCCAAUAAGUCCGCGGGAGCCGAACGAUUUGCGCGUCACAAAACUUCGGGCAGUUCUCAAGAUGGCUCAACUCGAUACCCUAGACAUCAUUGUCCUCGGCGUCAUUCUUGUAGGCACAGCCGCCUACUUCACCAAGGGCAAGUACUGGGGCGUCACCAAAGACCCCUAUGCGAACGCAUUCGCCAGCGCAAAUGGGCAGAAGGCGGGGAAGACGAGGAACCUCAUCGAGAAGAUGGAGGAGAGCGGCAAGAACUGUAUCAUCUUCUACGGCUCCCAGACCGGUACCGCCGAGGACUAUGCCUCCAGGCUAGCUAAGGAGGGGAAGAGCCGAUUCGGACUGGAGACCAUGGUAGCUGAUCUUGAAGAUUACGACUACGAGAAUCUCGAUGCGGUCCCAUCCGACAAGAUCGUCAUGUUCGUCCUAGCCACGUACGGCGAGGGAGAACCUACCGAUAACGCCGUCGACUUCUACGAAUUCAUAACUGGUGACGAUGUAUCCUUCUCUCAGGACUCCGAUCCGGCCCUUGCGAACCUCAACUACGUCGCUUUCGGUCUCGGGAACAACACGUACGAGCAUUACAACUCUAUGGUUCGUAAUGUCGAUAAAGCCCUGCAAAAGCUUGGUGCAAACAGGAUCGGCGAGGCUGGAGAAGGCGACGACGGCGCCGGCACUAUGGAGGAAGACUUCCUGGCCUGGAAGGACCCCAUGUGGGCCGCCCUGGCAGAGAAGAUGGGGCUCGAAGAACGCGAAGCCGUCUACGAACCAAUCUUUAGCAUCACAGAGCGCGAGGGUCUUACAAAAGAUUCACCCGAGGUGUAUUUGGGCGAGCCUAACAAGAUGCACCUGGAAGGAGCUACCAAGGGUCCCUUCAAUGCCCAUAACCCGUACAUCGCGCCGAUUGUCGAGUCCAAGGAAUUAUUCGCCGUUAAAGACAGGAACUGCCUCCACAUAGAGGUCGACGUCAGCGGAUCUAAUUUGACGUACCAAACUGGGGAUCACAUUGCGAUCUGGCCGACAAACUCGGGCCAUGAGGUGGAUCAGUUCCUCAACAUCCUCGCACUUGAGGACAAGAGAGAUACGGUCAUCAGCGUCAAAGCUCUUGAGCCGACAGCCAAAGUCCCGUUCCCCACCCCCACGACUUAUGAUGCCAUCGUUCGAUACCACCUUGAGAUCUGUGCUCCCGUAUCCCGUCAGUUCCUCGGCACGUUGGCCGCAUUUGCUCCGGACGAGGCUACCAAGGCUGAAAUGGCUAAACUCGGCAGCGACAAGGAUUACUUUCAGGACAAGGUUAGCAAGUAUCACUACAACAUCGCGAGGACGCUAAGCGUCGUCAGCGGCGGACGGAAGUGGACGAACAUUCCGUUCUCGGCACUUAUCGAGGGUAUCACCAAACUUCAACCUCGGUACUACUCCAUUUCAUCCUCCUCGCUUGUUCAGCCUAAGAAGAUAUCCGUGACCGCCGUCGUCGAAAACCAGCGGAUUCCUGGUCGUGAUGAUGCCUUCAGGGGCGUCACUACCAACUACCUGCUUGCCCUCAAGCAGAAGCAAAACGGUGAUCCCAACCCUGAGCCUUUCGGACUUACCUACGAGAUCCACGGCCCAAGGAAUAAGUACGAUGGUAUUCAUGUACCCGUACACGUUCGCCACUCGAAUUUCAAGUUGCCCUCUGACCCGUCGAAGCCUAUUAUUCUCAUUGGGCCCGGCACCGGUGUCGCGCCUUUCCGCGGCUUCGUCCAGGAACGUGCGAAACAAGCCGAGGCUGGGGAGAAUGUCGGCCGUACGCUGCUCUUCUUUGGCUGCCGGAAACAGAACGAGGAUUUCAUGUAUGAAUCACAAUGGGAGGAAUACAAGAAGGUUCUCGGUGACAAGUUCGAGCUCAUUACGGCGUUCUCCCGAGAAGGGCCGAAAAAGGUGUACGUGCAACACAGACUCAAGGAGAGAGCUCAAGAAGUGAACGAAUUGCUCGAGAAGAAGGCGUACAUUUACGUGUGCGGCGACGCGGCAAAUAUGGCCCGAGAAGUCAACACGGUAUUGGCCCAGAUCAUUGCAGAGCAACGUGGAAUUCCCGAGGCGAAGGGAGAGGAGAUCGUGAAGAACAUGAGAGCCGCAAACCAAUAUCAAGAGGACGUCUGGUCGUGAAGACCUGUCAGGAAUUUAAUGCAUAUCAAGGUGAGCGUUGCAAGCAAAUUUGCGUAGAAGAACUCUGCUACAUAGCCUGGGAGUCACGGGGGUGUGGACUAUGAUAUAGCAGGGCAUCUACGAUGACUAGGUGCUGGAUCAGGUGCCAAUGUGCGUUCUAAUAUCCCUAGAGCUCCGUGUUUAUCCGUACAUACAUAGAUUAUAUAAUGGCUCUACCCUUCAAGUUGUCUCCGGUUGUUCGAAGUUGAGAAUCACUUGCUUUCCACGCGCAAAUAUUGGCGACUUCGGCCCCCCGAGUUCUGGGAAACUCGUGAGCUAGUCCGCAGGGGCCAGGCAGAGGUUGUGAUAAACUGGGCCUUACCUACAGGGACUGGUGCUGGAGGUAGGGUACAUGGCACCCAACCUUCCAGAGGGAAGAUGCUAGUGCGUAACUGGCAGCGAGAUAAAAUCAGGAAAUUAGGCAGAAAAUCGUCUACAGCUC